Panicum virgatum (switchgrass) is the source of this 2091-nucleotide messenger RNA. RefSeq lists its product as uncharacterized. Gene Ontology annotation, molecular function: zinc ion binding; nucleic acid binding. NCBI's taxonomy places the organism in Eukaryota, Viridiplantae, Streptophyta, Magnoliopsida, Poales, Poaceae. The transcript has 5 exons. The record is from RefSeq and is a predicted model, not a curated record. The coding region runs from base 1 to 2091 and encodes 696 amino acids.
AUGGCGGGUUACCUUGAGGCUCUUAACCCUCUUGCAUGGGAGAAUGCUAGAGCCAAAAAUGCUUUGUUUGAUGCUAUUGGAGAAGAAAUCUUUGCUCGUGUGCAUAGCAAGAAAACCGCUCAUGAGGUGUGGGAAGAGCUUGAGACCAUUCAUGUUGGGUCUAAGAAGCUCCGUGAAGAGAAGUACCAAGUGCUAAAGGAGAAACUCAAUGAGUUCAAAAUACAUCCUAGUGAAUUACUUGAACAAAUAUAUACUAGGUUGAAUGUACUUAUUGAGGACAUUAACGCACUUGAAAUUUCUCCUUUGUCUACUAGUGACAUCAUCCGGAAGAUUUUUCACUCAUUGCACAAGCCCAAGUACAACAUUGUGACAUCUUUGGUCUAUGAGAAAGAUCUUUCCACAUUGCAAGUGAAUGAAGUGGUUGGGAAAAUUCGGUCUCAUGAGAUAUUUCUCUUAGGUGAAAUUGAUCCUCCUCAAGCCAAAGGUGAUCUUGCUCUCAAAGCUAAAGGCGAAAACAAGUCAAAGAAGAAGAGCAAGGGCAAGACACCUAUGUCAAGUUCAAGUGAAGCUAGUGAUGACUCAAGUGAUGAGGAAGGUGAUGAAGAUACCAAACUUGCUCUCCUCAUGAGGAAGACCACAAAGCUCAUGUCAAGGUUGAACAAGAAGGGGUACAAUUUCGACCCCAAGAAAAACAAGUUUCGUAUAAGGAAGCCCAAAAAUGCCCUCAAGAAGAUAUGCUAUGUUUGUGGCAAUUAUGGUCAUCUCUCAUAUGAUUGCCCUCAAGAAUCCAACAAGAAGCAAGAUGAGGACAAUCAACCAAGGCACAAUAAAGAUCAUGAUCACAAGAAGGACCAUGACAAGAAAGAGUACAAGAAGAAGAGGUCCUUCAAGAAGAAAGAGCAAAUCAAGGCUUUCCUUGGGGAGUGGGUCAUCGACAGCGAGACCUCAAUCGAUGAUGAUGAUGAUGAUGAUGAUGAUGAUACACCAAGAACGUCGUUGUGGGGAUCGCCAUCCAUGAAGAUGAACCACCGCUACCUCCACCACCCAUAUCUUAAGUUGCUCCUAGAUGAAUAUAAUGACAUAAUCAAGAAGCUUAAAUCUAAACUCAAGUGUUUAAAAAAUGUGCAUGUUGAGCUUAAGACUUCGCAUGAUGAGUUACUUGUUAGACACAAUGAGGUAGAAGAGACUCAUGAAAAAUGUGUUGUAUCUAGCAAGCAACUUAGAGAGGAUCAUGGUAAGGUACUUGUUAAGCACAAUGAACUAGUUGAAAAACAUGAUGAAGUAGUUGUGCUCAACAAGUCGCUUGAAGAGUCCAACAAGAAGCUUAAGCUUGAUUAUGCUAACCUAAAUUCAAAAUAUCAAGAACUUGAGUUUGCCUUUGAUGCUAUUGAUGAUGAACUUGAAACUCUAAAAACUAAAAACAUCAAUGCAUCAACUUAUUGUGAAACCAAUAUGGAGACAUCCAACUCUUUCACUAAUCACGAUGUCCCUAGUUCUUCCAAGACUAACCAUGAUAGGGAAAAGAAACUUGAGGAGGAGCUCCAAAAGGACAAGAGCAAAACCGUCAAGAUCUUCAAGAUAUUCAUCAAGCAAGCCCAAAACAAGUUCGAGUCAAGUGUAGUCAAGUUCUUGAAGAAGACCCCUUAUGAACUUCUUGUUGGGAGGAAGCCCAAUAUCUCCUACUUCCGAGUUUUUGGGUGCAAAUGCUACAUCUUCAAGAAGAGGAAGCACCUAGGUAAGUUCGAGAGUAGGUAUGACGUUGGAUUUCUAGUUGGUUAUUCAUCAAACUCCAAAGCAUAUCGAGUAUUCAAUAAUGCCUCCCGCAUGAUUGAAGAAACUUAUGAUGUGGAGUUUGAUGAGACUAAUGGAUCCAAGGGGAAGUUUUUUGCUUGUGAUGAUGUAAGUGAUGAACCACUACAGGAAGUCAUGAAGAUCAUUGCCAUUGGACAAGUCAAGCCAAAGAAGGAGGAUGAAGAGAUCAUCACACCAUCCACUCAAGAUGGAGCCCCUUCCAAGGAUGACUCCAAAGAAGAAGCUUCACCAACAAUCCAUCAUGAUGAGUCAUCCGAUGAAAAAGAUGAAGCUCCAUAA